Molecule: messenger RNA, 7187 nt
Organism: Drosophila eugracilis
Lineage: Eukaryota; Metazoa; Arthropoda; Insecta; Diptera; Drosophilidae
Gene: par-1
Product: MAP/microtubule affinity-regulating kinase 3
Exons: 16
Coding region: 1195-4779 (1194 amino acids)
Biological process (GO): protein phosphorylation; intracellular signal transduction; microtubule cytoskeleton organization
Cellular component (GO): cytoplasm
Molecular function (GO): tau-protein kinase activity; protein serine/threonine kinase activity; ATP binding
Source: RefSeq, a predicted model, not a curated record
UUUACAGCCCAAGUGAAAAAACUAAAUAUAAGAAAAUACCCACACACUCUCAAGCAGCCACAGUAUAUAGCCUAACUGUGUUUUUCAACAGUGAAAAAAGUCGGCUCAAUUGUCUAAAAGUAGUUCAUUUGCCUUAGUGUAUUGGUGCGCGCGCGUUUGCCUGUGUGUGUGUGUGUGUGAGUGUGUGCAUUGGAGCUUUUCGCUUUGCUCACUGAACCAGCGACAAAAAAGAAAGAAAAAAAUGAAAUAAAACCAGCCAACAACUAACGACUCGUACGGACGAAUUGUUCAGAUACUUGUAGAUCUCCACAUCGUAACUAUUUAGGCAGUAAUUAAAGCCACAAAGGAAAAUAGCGAAAAAGCAAAUGAAUCAUAAAACAGAAAAGAGAGCGUGAGAGGGGCGGGGGAGGGCAGGAAAAGCGUGACACACACACGAGAGAGCAUCUCAGCUGAGCUUGUGCAACAGCAGUAGAAGUAGAAGAGAGAGCGAGCGUGAGAGAAAAAAACACACGCAUAAGAGCUCACCUCCACCACAGGUGUGUGUGCAAAUGUGUAGGUGCCAGUUUUCUCUCUCGCGCACUCUCUUUUUCGUUAUGUAGGUGUGUGAGUGUAGGUAUAUUGGCCUCCCUCUCGCUCCCGCGCUUUGUCGUGUGUUUAUUUCAGUGUCACCGGGGAGACAGAUUAGCUCUUGUCCGCCUGUGUCGUAAAUAUCACACACACACUCUCCCCGUCCGCCCAUAUGUACAUAUAUAUAAAUGGAAGUUGCUGCCUGCUGCUGGCUGUGUGUUUAAUUCAUUUUCGAGGUUUUAAUGCGCAACAACUGCGACUUGUUGUGUGUUGGUUAGGCGACAAAAAAAAAAACAAACAAUAGCAACGUUGAGAAUUUAGAAAGCCCAAUGUAAACACGCACACAGAUACACAGCUCCUUAUAGGUGUGAGCUGCAUUGUGCUUCCGAUUUUCUGUGUUAAAGCGAAACUUCAAGCUCAAUCUUAAUAAUUUUCUCUAAACUCACAGUGUAAGAACAAUAAUCACGCCAAGCGCCAGUUAAAACAAGAAAGAAUAGAAAUAAAAAAGAAAAAGUUGAGAUCUCUCCGAGCAACAAGUACUUGUGCACCAAUACACGCAAGGUAGUGCCACGACAAAAAGAGAAAAAAAUACAGAGUAACCGAAACCAUAAGCAAAACGGAGGAGUAAUGGAGGCCACCACUACGACUACACCUGACUUAAAUCGCAGCGAUGCCACCAGGAAGAGUGUGCGGUUGUAUGCCGCCCGUAAGGGGGCGGCACCUGCACCGCCCAAGCUUAGUGUGGCGCCCUCCAACAACCAGAACAGCAGCAGCAACAUCAACAACAACAAUAAUACCGGAGAAAACUUGCCGGAAACGGAACUGCAGCCAUCACAUCUUGCCACUAAAGAUCUCGAAGGAGCCAUCGAAGAUGACAGCAUUGUAGAGCUGCGCCGACGUGAUGGUCAGGCCACCCCAUUGCCCAGGAUAGCCGUAUCCGCCCUGCCCACUCUGCAGCCAUAUCCUAAGCCCAAGGAACGCCAGAAACCUGUGCCACGCAACCUCCUUUCCACCGAAGACGAUGCUGGUGUCUCUUUUGCCCUAGGCUCCAUUGAAAAGCACAUUCACAAUGUGGAGGAGAGCUUUAAGCAGCAGCAGAACCAACAGCAAUCCCAAUCCUCGAUGGACGUAAUGAAAAUGGAGAUCAAGCGUAAGCAGAGCAAGCGAUACGGUGAAACGGAAAACCUUCUGCGGCCGGGCAUUAGUGAUAUGUCCUCGGAGAAUGAUUUCCAGUAUUUGGGAGGAAGGCGGGCUGGCGAACUAGAUGACAGCAACGAGCUGAUGCUAUCGGAAUUCCAGCGUGGCAGCGAUGGCCGUAACUCGAUCGGAGCCUAUUCUAAGAACUCGCCUGCUGCCGCAAACGGAGCAAAUGCUGUGAAGGCCAAACUGGCACGUACUGCCUCGGAUUCAAAGAAUAAUGACACUUUGCUGGCCAUGAGAGCUACUCUGAAGCAGAAGCAGCAUUUACAGGACGAGAAACAGCCGGCUGUAUGGCGACCGGCUGGGACUGCCCCCACUCCUGCGGCCAGGAGCAUCACCUCCACUUCGUCAACCUCAACCUCAACCUCUGCCAGUCGAGGUGGGAGCAGCAGCAGCGUUGUAGACGGUGUGUCUACAUCAAAGCUAACGGCAACCACCAUUUCGGCGUCGAAGCGGCGUGAAGAGAAUUUGCGACAAUUUGAAGCUCUAUUGGCACAGAAGUCCUCACACCGUCAUGCUACCUCUUCUGGAGCAUCUGGUGCCUCAGGAACAGGAAGUAGUGCGGCCAGCUCGAAGAGACGUUCAGAGCGGCCAAUAGUGGCUCCAAUUCCGCCGUACAAUUCUAGUCGGGCAGAGCCGCGGAUUUCUGGCGCGACCAGAGCCAGCGUGAGUCCAAGGUCCACUUCUGGACAUGGCUCUGAAGCAGGGUCGGCUCACACAUCUGUCACUAGCCACGUUCCUAGCGUGGUACCAAGCCGAAGCCAUGUGUACAGCAACAAUGUUGCACAGGGUUCGCCUAACAUGCAGAUGCGGAGUAGUGCUCCAAUGCGAUGGCGUGCUACGGAGGAGCACAUCGGCAAAUAUAAACUCAUAAAGACGAUCGGCAAGGGCAACUUCGCCAAGGUGAAACUAGCGAAACAUCUGCCCACUGGCAAGGAGGUGGCCAUCAAGAUAAUUGACAAGACCCAACUCAAUCCUGGGUCACUACAGAAACUCUUCCGAGAGGUUAGAAUAAUGAAGAUGCUGGAUCACCCCAACAUAGUUAAAUUGUUCCAAGUAAUCGAAACGGAGAAGACGCUCUAUUUAAUCAUGGAGUACGCGUCCGGUGGCGAGGUCUUUGACUAUCUGGUUCUACACGGACGCAUGAAGGAGAAGGAGGCGCGUGUCAAGUUUCGACAAAUCGUCUCAGCCGUGCAAUACUGUCAUCAAAAAAGAAUAAUACACAGGGACUUAAAAGCUGAAAACCUUUUGCUGGACAGCGAAUUGAACAUCAAAAUCGCUGACUUUGGCUUUUCAAACGAGUUUACGCCCGGCUCAAAGCUGGACACGUUCUGCGGUAGUCCGCCGUAUGCGGCUCCGGAACUAUUUCAGGGCAAGAAGUACGAUGGACCGGAGGUCGAUGUGUGGUCACUGGGUGUCAUCCUGUAUACGUUAGUGAGCGGUUCUCUGCCCUUUGACGGUUCCACCUUGAGAGAGUUGCGUGAACGAGUGCUCAGAGGCAAAUAUAGAAUUCCCUUCUAUAUGUCCACUGACUGCGAAAACUUGCUCCGCAAAUUCUUAGUACUGAAUCCCGCAAAGCGUGCUAGUCUUGAAACAAUCAUGGGCGACAAAUGGAUGAACAUGGGGUUUGAGGAGGACGAACUCAAGCCCUAUAUUGAGCCCAAAGCCGAUUUAGCCGAUCCCAAGCGGAUAGGUAAGACGGAAGCUCUAGUCGCGAUGGGCUACAAUCGGUCGGAGAUCGAGGCUUCACUCUCCCAGGUGCGCUACGACGAUGUUUUUGCCACGUAUUUGCUGCUGGGACGUAAGAGCACAGACCCGGAAAGUGACGGAUCGCGAUCUGGCUCCUCGCUUUCACUGCGAAAUAUCUCGGGCAAUGAUGCGGGUAAUACUGGCAGUGCGGGUGUGCAGAGUCCCACGCACAGAGGCGUCCAUAGGAGCAUAUCGGCGUCCAGCACGAAGCCAAGUCGCCGAGCCUCGUCUGGUGCGGAAACUUUGCGUGUUGGACCUACAAAUGCGGCAGCACCAGUGGCGGCGGCCACAGGAGCCGUUGGUGCGGUAAAUCCAAGCAAUAAUUACAAUGCUGCAGGAUCAGCGGCGGAUCGAGCAUCAGUUGGCAGCAACUUUAAACGUCAGAACACAAUCGACUCGGCUACGAUUAAGGAGAAUACAGCGCGACUGGCCGCUCAAAAUCAGAGACCCGCUUCGGCCAUCCAAAAGAUGCUCACUACGGCAGACACUACAUUGAUUAGCCCCGCCAAGCCGCGAACGGCAACGAAGUACGACCCGACGAAUGGCAAUCGCACGGUCAGCGGCACAAGUGGCAUCAUUCCACGUCGCUCCACCACGCUGUAUGAAAAGACUUCGUCGACGGAGAAAACCAAUGUUAUUCCUGCAGAGACAAACAGCGGAUCGGCAGCUCCCGCUGGGAAAGGUCAUACCAAAAGCGCGUCCGUCUCGAGCCCUCGCCCCUCUGCCGAUGGAUGCGUAUCGGUCUCUAAUGACCCGCUCGGAACGAGACACUUUCCAAGGAAUGUUCCAUCACGUUCAACCUUUCACUCUGGUCAAACCAGAGCACGAAACAACACAGCGUUGGAAUACUCGGGCACCAGCGGUGCCUCCGGCGACUCCUCCCAUCCGGGUCGCAUGAGCUUCUUCUCCAAACUCUCCUCACGUUUUAGCAAACGUCCCACAACCGCAGAUGAAGGGGCGAAACCAAGAGUUUUACGAUUCACAUGGUCCAUGAAAACCACUUCGCCCUUGAUGCCCGAAACGAUAAUGCAAAAGAUCAGGGAAGUGCUUGACCAGAACAAUUGCGACUAUGAGCAGCGUGAGAAAUUUGUUCUUUGGUGCGUGCAUGGGGACCCAAAUACUGACUCACUGGUGCAAUGGGAAAUCGAGGUGUGCAAGCUGCCACGUCUCUCUCUUAAUGGUGUGCGCUUUAAGCGAAUUUCUGGCACCAGCAUUGGCUUCAAGAACAUUGCGUCUCGCAUUGCUUUUGACCUCCGGCUGUGACUUAACCAAACGAACAACGAGGGGAAUGCGGCCGCCGCCGCCUUGCGGCCCACUGAUCCAUCCGACACCAUAUCCACCGGCAACUGUCGGAGGCCCAGCAACGACAGCACCUCCCGGCUGUCGGAGCUCUCGCUUCUAUGUCGCUCGUUGACUAGCCAACAGGGCUCUCAGCGACGCAAGAAGAGUCGGCUGUCUACCGGUGGCAGCGAGGAUCAGAAGAAAUCCAACUCGUUGCUGUCGGCAUUUCAAAUGUACUCACCCUUCAGUUCCAAGGAGAACUUGCAGUCCAGCGAGGAGGUCGAAGAUCUCCAGGUGAUUGACACACAGCCAGGACACUCUGUUGAUGUGCCUCUCUUCGCUGACUUCUGUCCCAUAAAUCCGAUUAUGGAAGAAGAUGCUGAGGGCGUUGAGGGAAAAACCAGUGAGGCCAAGGGCACUGUCGGUGGACAAAAAGUCAAAGGUGAUGGCGGCGGCGGUGGUGGCGGGGGCGGGGGCAAUCGAUUGAAGCGGAAUAUCAAGCACACCGGGAGCCUAAUUGUACGUAAACUUACUGCCGGCAGGCACAGUGAUGCGGACAAAAAGGGUGCGACUGGAAAGAAGGAUAAGGAGCAGGAUAAAGAGGUGGCGGCGGCCACGGAUAAGGAGAAACCAAGCAGCAAGCCGGAGGGCAAGGUAGCCAUGCUACGCACCACAACCCUCUAAUGCAAUGGAACAAGGUCGUGGCAUGGGCAAUACGUUUAAUUGUGGGGCAGUUUGUAUCUAUUGAAUGAGUGAAUUAUGAAGGCAAUGCGGCAAAUCGCUGAUGGAAUCUCAAGAAAAACAAUUAAUGUUAGCAUCUCUCCGUAUAUCGAACGUAUUGAAUAUAUAUAACUACUCAUAACAAUCAAGCAGACAAACUCCUCUAUCUAUCCACACUGACAUGCAUUAGCACCCGCAUAGAUACGCACAUGUUUACAUACGUUAAUUAAUAGAAACCUAGUUAAUGGGCCAGCAGUAUUGGUCAUCGAGCUGCAGGCAAGAUGAAACACAAGUGAAUAUAUGAGGAUAACAGAAACACCACUCAAUAAAACAAUAACAAUAAUUAUUAACAAGAAACCAAUCAACGCUCUAUAAACUGCAUUUAUGUGUCGAUAUCUCCAGUAAACGAACAAUUUUGCUUGGCCAACAAACGAUCAAAGAACACAAUUUCAUAGAUAUCCGACUCGGGUUGUUUCUUUUUUAAAGACAUGCUUUCAAGAAUGUCGUAUGUGACAGCAUAUAACGUUAGUUUUGAGGCGAGAUUAAUUCAUAAUAUAUAUCAAUGAUCGCAUCACAAGUCGGAUAGCCAAAUGUCUUACUCUACUAUACUGAAAAUGUGCCCAACUCCAAACCCAAUACCAUCUAUUGUAAUUACUAGGCCCGUGCUCGAAUACGUAGUUGGUACUUAUACCUGACAUUUUUUGUUGUUUUGCUUCAAUUUGAACAGUUCUUAGAACAGACAGAGAAAAAAAUGUAUGUAUAUUACUGUUAAGGCUACAAGUUUACUAACAAAACAACACCACUCCGAAACAUGUAACAUUGCGAUGCAAUUAUGGCCAAUUGUUACAUAGUUUCCAUUAAGUUCACUUACCCCCCAGAAAAAGACGAGCCAGUGGCUUUUUGGGGCCAUUCUACAAGAAAUUGUUGAAUGUCUCUGAAGCAGACCUUAAUGUGUGUUACGAAAUCGAAAGUAAAUGGGAUUUUUAGGAGGAGCGAUCUCAAGUGAGAUGUAGGAAAAAAGACGACCAUUUAUCUAAGUUGUGGAGGCUCAAAAAACAGUCUAUAUAUACCAAAACAUAUACAUAGUUGCACAUCAAGUUGUCUUCAUCAUGAUUGUGACGCAUUUCUGUAAUUCUUAACUUUCGAGAAAAGCAUGCAUCGUUUUAUAUAUUUGUUGUUAAAUGACAGCUAAUUGAAACUUAUUAAUAAUUACUAGGACUAGGCAAGAACGCGCAUAAACCACACAUAAGUAUAUAAUACAUGCAUAAAUAUAUAAAGGAAUCAGCUUAUUACAUAUAUGCCGAGAGAUAUCCUUAGUAGUGUGCCGGACUCCCUUCCCAAAAAAAAGAGACAUAUAUCUUUGUAAGCAUUGCUAAAAUUUCACCUAUUCUAUGUUUUUUGUUGACAGCAAUCUGAGGUCAGUAAUAUAAAUUCACGCACCCAGAUCCACAUUGCACACUAUGCUAGUUGUACUCUUAUUUCUUGUAUUUAUUUUGAUUUACAAACGGUUGAGUUAAUGUAAAACAAAGCGAAAUUAUUGAGAACACCAUUAAAUCAGAAUUAUGAUAAAGCCGAUUAUAGAAUUUACGAAUAAUCAUGUUGUAAGAAUAUCUGAUAUACAUACAUACAUAGAUGUUUUAAUUAAUAAAUACAAAAUGGCAUAACUAUAA